AUGAUGUCAAGAACUGUGUCAUCCUGGAUCUUAAGCUCAGCAAGAAACAGCAUUGUUUUACAAGGAAAAGGACGUCUGUACUCUAUCUGUAUCCCAAAUAGAAACAAGGUAAAAUGGAAGCUUGUUUUCUCCAAAACACAUCUCUCCCCUGCUGGGAGCUGCAUCUUAGGCAAUACUUUCUCUUUACCAAAAGCAUUCAGACACACAUCCACCGAAGAAGAACAUUUCUCUUUCCAGUUGUCUCCAUCACAGAUCAAUGAUAUACUGAGAGCAGGCGAAUUAUCCCAUAAAACACUGGAUCUGAAUGGUAAAAAUGCAAAUUCUGUGUUGAGGUUUGAAAGCAACCAGCUGGCAUCCAACACCCCUAUCGAAGACCGCAGAAGCGCAGCCACUUGCCUGCAGACAAAAGGGAUGAUGUUUGGGGUCUUCGACGGGCACGCGGGCUCCGCGUGUGCCCAGGCGGUGAGCGAGAGGCUCCUGCAUUACAUCGCAGUUUCUCUCAUGUCUCGGCAAACCUUGGAGGAGAUCGAGCUUGCUGUUGAGUGCAUGAAGCCAGCUCUGCCUAUUCUGCAGUCGCACAAGCAUCCAAGUGAUGUUGAGUAUCAAGAAGUAACUUCACAGUAUUUUGAGAACCUCCGGGUUUACUGGCAACAUUUACUGGACCUAGACACUGAGCCAGGACUUGGUUUAGAAGAGGCCUUGGUAUGUGCAUUCAAGAGGUUAGACUCGGACAUAUCGCUGGAAGUGCAGGCUCCCCAGGAAAAUGAAUUGAUGAGAAAUAUUGCCCUUCAAGUAGCUUUUUCUGGUGCAACAGCCUGUGUAGCUCACGUUGACGGUGUUCAUUUACAUGUUGCAAAUACUGGUGAUUGCAGAGCUAUUUUAGGGGUUCAUGAAGAAGAUGGAACAUGGUCUACUCUCCCGCUAACCCGGGACCACAAUGCCUUUGAUGAAUUUGAAAUUAGAAGACUGAAGAGAGAACACCCUAGAUCUGAGGAGAAAACCCUGUUUGUGAAUGACAGAUUGCUGGGGAUUCUCGUGCCCUCCAGAGCUUUUGGAGAUGUGCAAUUAAAAUGGAGUAAAGAACUGCAACACAGUGUUCUUGACAAUAGCUGUGAUGUUGAGGCUUUAAAUAUUUUUCAGUAUGUUCCUCCAAACUACCAUACACCCCCUUAUUUAACUGCAGAGCCUGAAGUCACAUACCACAAAUUAAGAAGCAAGGAUAAGUUUCUCGUUAUUGCUUCGGAUGGACUAUGGGAGCUGCUAAGUAAUGAGAUGGUUGUAAAACUUGUUGCUGGACACCUUAUGGAGCUUAAUGUGCAGAAACCACAACUGGCUUUUGAGAAACCAGUUAAUUUGGGUUAUAUGCACAGCUUGUUACUUCAGAGGAAGAACAGAGGUGUGGCUUCACUUGACCAAAACAUAGCUACUCAUUUAAUAAGGCAUGCAAUUGGGAGUAAUGACUAUGGGGAGAUGGACCAGGAGAAACUUGCUGCAAUGCUGACACUGCCUGAAGACCUUGCAAGAAUGUACAGAGAUGAUAUCACUGUUACUGUGGUGUAUUUUAAUUCAGAAACAAUUGAAAAUUAUUACAGAAACAAUUAAUAGAGACUUGCACUCCUGCCUCUAUACCACUUUGAUACUGAAACCAUUACUGAUUUUCUCUAAUAGUCAAGCUGUUACC
This is a messenger RNA of Chaetura pelagica (chimney swift), 1681 nucleotides long. It is a transcript of the gene PDP2, whose product is annotated as pyruvate dehyrogenase phosphatase catalytic subunit 2. The transcript has a single exon. The record is from RefSeq and is a predicted model, not a curated record. Gene Ontology annotation, molecular function: protein serine/threonine phosphatase activity; cation binding. Gene Ontology annotation, biological process: protein dephosphorylation. The coding region runs from base 1 to 1602 and encodes 533 amino acids. Lineage: Eukaryota; Metazoa; Chordata; Aves; Apodiformes; Apodidae.